Molecule: messenger RNA, 3185 nt
Organism: Meriones unguiculatus (Mongolian gerbil)
Lineage: Eukaryota; Metazoa; Chordata; Mammalia; Rodentia; Muridae
Gene: Znf18
Product: zinc finger protein 18
Exons: 8
Coding region: 1069-2820 (583 amino acids)
Biological process (GO): regulation of transcription by RNA polymerase II
Molecular function (GO): RNA polymerase II cis-regulatory region sequence-specific DNA binding; DNA-binding transcription factor activity, RNA polymerase II-specific
Source: RefSeq, a predicted model, not a curated record
UGUGUGUGUAUUUUACGUGUGUACAGGAGAACGCUGACCUAGAUGCGCAUUCCAUUUCGAUAUGUUGAAGCGUCGGUAGUACAAACGGAACCGAUGAUCGUUAGUUCCUUCUGUGAGUGCUGCCUCCAGGUUCCAGCCCUGCUUGAGUUCCUGUUCGGACUUCCUUCACUGAUGGAUGAUGAUGUAGAAAUGUAAGCCAAGUAAAUCUUUUCCUCCUCACCUUGCUUUUGGUCAUGGUGUUUCUUCAUAGCAGAAGUAAUCCUAACUAGGGCAGAAGUUGAUACCAGCAUAGCAGGGUAUGGGCUUUGACAGACCUGACACUUCAGGGAGUAUGUGGAAGGACUUUGGAACUUUGGGCUAGAAAAGCCCUUGAGUGUUCAGAGCUUUGGUGAGGUGUUCUGUGGAAAGAUAGAGUGUGGUGAGAACAGAAGCCUGGGCUUCUGAAGAUCCGGAAAAAAGUUUGAGAGUCCCUUAAACACUGUGGAGGCUGUUGCAUAUUUUCAGUUAAGACUCUGCCGUUCUGGGUAGGGGCUGAAGAAUCAGCUGUGAUUAAUAAGAGAUUUGAACCAAAAAAGUAAAAUCUUUUCUGGUCAGCUGGAGCUAAGAAAUUAGUGGUGAUUAAAAAAAGAUGUGUAUCACCGAUGUGAAAUUUUCUGGAAAGUGUUUUCUUAGAGCCAGCACACAGAAGCUCUGUUCCAGAGGUGACCCAAGGUUGUGCCUCGUGCUGGCUGCUGAAACUGGUAGUGAAAGAAUCGCCUAGGUGGCACUAGUUUUGAAGGCAUGAAAGGGCCAUGGAAAGAAGUUGAGGCUUGGUCCCAUGAAGAGAAUCGAGGGGAGGCUACUGGUGAAAGUGCAGCCCCGUUGUUCUGUGGGACGAUCACCAAGACUAGCAGCAGCUGUGGAGUGGAGCCGGGUGGAGCCAAUGCGAGUCUGUGCGUGCUGCAGAGUUAGAGAAGCCCAGAAGAUGCAGUGGGUGUCAUUCUUCAGCAUCCCUGGAAGACACAGGCCUCUCCAGAGACAGCUCCAUCCUGGAAGCCACUCACCUAAAAGGCCCCGUGAAGCCAGACGAUGCCUGUUGACUUGGGACAGGCCCUGGGCCUGCUGCCUUCUCUAGCCAAGGCAGAGGAUUCCACAUGUUCUGGAUCAGAUGCUACCCAGCCAAGAGAGCUCGCCAACCCCGAGACCGCUCGGCAGCUUUUCAGGCAGUUUCGUUACCAGGUGAUGUCUGGGCCCCAGGAGACCCUGAGACAGCUUCGGAGGCUCUGUUUCCAGUGGCUCCGGCCAGAGGUUCACACCAAAGAGCAGAUCCUGGAGAUCCUCAUGCUGGAGCAGUUUCUGACCAUCCUCCCUGGCGAGAUCCAGACAUGGGUGAGGAAGCAGUGUCCGGGCAGUGGAGAGGAGGCAGUGACCCUCGUGGAAAGCUUGAAGGGAGAUCCUUGGAGGCUGUGGCAGUGGAUCAGCAUCCAAGUUCUAGGACAAGAGACCCCGUCUGAGAAGGAGAACACCACACACUGCCAUGGGGACAAGGUAGAGCCCCUCCUGGAUGUGGUGCCCCAGGACCUGCCCCUUCAGAAUUCACCUCCAGCAUCUGGAGACCUGCUGAGCCAUGGCGUGAAAGAGGAAUCAGACACGGAGCCAGAAUUAGCUCUGGCUGCUUCCCAGCUUCCUGCCGGCCUUGAGGAGAGGCCUAUCAGAGACCAAGACCUAGGAACAGCAGUUCUCCCAGCACUACACCAGGAACAGUGGAGACAGCUGGAUUCUACUCAGAGGGAGCAGUACUGGGAUCUCAUGCUGGAGACUUACGGGAAAAUGGUCUCAGGAGUAGCAGGCACGUCCAAUUCCAAGCCUGACCUUACUAACUUCGCAGAAUAUGGGGAAGAGCUGGCGGGGCUGCACCUUCAUGUGACAGAGAAGAUGCCAAGACCCACCUGCAAAGAAGACAGACAAGAAAAUGACAAAGAGAACCUAAACUUGGAAAAUCACAGGGACCAGGGAUUGCUGGAUGUUUUCUGUCAGGCAUCAGGCGAGGCACCACCGCAGACUGCCUUGACUGAUUUCUUUGGUGAGAGUGAGCUGCAUCGUUUUGGAGGAGAAAAUGUUCCUGAGGCUCUGGAAAGUCUUCAGGGUGAGGGGACAGUGGGGCAGAUCUUUCCUCAUGAAAGGGCCUCUGGCAGACAGCUAGGUCAGCACACACAGAGUGCUUCUGGAGAGCUGUCUGUCUUGUGGCUGGAGAAGAGAGAGGCCUCUCAGAAGGGACAGGCCAGAGCCCCCAUGGCCCAGAAACUGCCCACCUGCAGAGAGUGUGGCAAAACAUUCUAUAGGAAUUCACAGCUUGUAUUCCACCAAAGGACUCAUACUGGAGAGACAUACUUUCAUUGCCCCAUUUGCAAAAAAGUCUUUCUGCGGAGCUCAGACUUUGUGAAACAUCAGAGAACUCACACAGGAGAAAAGCCCUGUAAAUGUGACUACUGUGGGAAAGGCUUUAGUGACUUCUCAGGCUUGCGACACCACGAGAAAAUCCACACAGGAGAGAAGCCCUAUAAAUGCCCCAUCUGUGAGAAAAGCUUUAUUCAGAGGUCAAACUUCAAUAGACAUCAGAGAGUUCACACGGGUGAGAAACCUUAUAAAUGUACCCACUGCGGCAAGCGCUUCAGCUGGAGCUCCAGCCUUGACAAACAUCAGAGAUCACACUUGGGGAAGAAGCCCUGCCAAGCACCCACACCUCCAGUGCUGCCUGCCAGGCCACUGGAGCCCUGCUCCCCUCUGCCUUUAGGAAGGCAACCAGAAAAAACCUCUUCCUCUUUGCAGGUUGGAAGGUGAGGAGCUGGGCACUAUUUUGACUUGGAGUAUUCUGAGUUGAAAUUCUUGGUUUAAUAUUUCUUUUUGCAACACGAAAAGGGUGUUUGUUGUUUUAGCUGGUCCCUCUUUUGGACCUCUCGGGGAAAGACAUGUCAUGUAGAUAAUGGCUUUAAUAGUUUUCUCUGAUGAGAGCCUGACCAGCAUGGCCACAGUUGCUGUUGCCAGUGAGAACUUGAGAUAAGCUUUAGAACUGAAUUCUAGAGUAGGCUGUUGCAGACAGGGAGGUUGGGAGGCCUGUGAGUGCAUGCCAUCUUUGUCAGACAGGUGACAAAAGUUUUUAUUUAACUGUCUCUUAUUUGAAAUAAACUGAACUGAGUUGGUCUCUA